GAAUUUUAGAAUCUCUGGUCUUUUAUUAGUUUCUUUCCUGGCUUUCCGAGAUGCAAUCGUAGUGAUUAAGUUUUUAAAUUACAGUUCUAUUGGUAUCCUGGUAAAUACUUUCAUUAUUGUUGCAAAGUUGUUUUUAUUUAUUUAUUAUUAUUGGAUUUUGGUAUUUUUGAAAAACUUCUUUGCGACCAGUACUCGAAUUGCUCUAUUAGGGUAAAAAUCACACAUUGCCCAAUAUAAUGUUGACCACUUAAUAUAAUGUUGGGACCUCUCCGUAUAAGAGCUUAAGCUUUGUGGUUGUAUAUGAAGUUUACAUGCAGUAUCAAAGCGGGCCCAUUCCAUCCCACAUUUAAAAAAUUCAGAAUCUGCACUGAGAACCAGCAAAAGGCUGCACGAUGGUAGAGCCAAAGAGAGACUACACGUAACUAACCUCAAAUGUGCCUGCACAUGUGGGGAUGUUAAGGAAAACAAUCCCACAUUGCUCGGGUAUAAGAAUGGGUGAUCAUUUAAUGCAAUGUUGGGACCUCUCCAUGUAAUAGCUUAUACUUUUGGGUUGGGUAUAAAGUUUACCCAUGUUCAUCUUAAGCAUUGUAUUAUGUGAAAUGCUGGCAACACAUGGCACUCUGACAUGGAGUAUCUGACUCACCGGUACAUACUUGUUCAGUGACCGCGUGUGCCUGAGGUGGGUCCCGAGGCUGAAUUGGCAGCGGUGAGUGGACGACAGUGGCGGAUCCAGAAAUUGAAGAUUUAAUCAUUAGCUUGGAAUUUUUUUCUCCUGUCAAGCACAAUUUUAUUAUGAGUACAUGAGUUUGCCAGCAAGCCAGUACUCUGUGUUGGAUGCACAGCGGAUUGAGCGGGUUGAUGAUAAUACAUUCAGAUGUUACGUGCAUACCUUUAAGUUCUUUGCUAUUGAAGUGUGCCCUGUUUUGUUGGUUAGAGUUGAGGAACAACCCAAUGGUUGUUGCAUUAAGCUCUUGUCCUGCAAGCUUGAGGGCUCACCAAUUGUGGUUGCACAGAAUGAGAAGUUUGAUGCUUCUAUGGUGAAUAGGGUAUCAUGCAAUAUCAAAGAGAGCAACUUGUCAGUUGCUGAACUCACUUCAGAUACAGUUAUUGAGGUUAGCAUUGAUAUUCCUUUUGCAUUUCGACCAAUUCCAGUGCAAGCUAUUGAAUCAACUGGCACUCAAAUUCUUGAACAAAUAUUGAGGAUUACGCUUCCCCGCUUCAUGGCACAGCUCGUAAAAGACUACCAAGCAUGGGCUUCUGGCGACACAUCAAGGCAGCCCCUCGGAACAGGGGAAAUUUAGUAUUGCAGAGAUGGGUAGUGAUGAUGUCUGCGUUGCCCUGUAAACGUCACAACUGCUACCAGGUAGAACUUGUUACACUCCAUUGGUUUCUUUUAUUGAUGAAAAGCCAUAUAUGUAAUUUCAUGAACAAAUAUUUGAUUUUGUUGCGACCAGCUCUGUCUGUAUUUAAUCUUCUUCGAAAAAUUUGGUUUGUCCACAGUUUGUGUUCCUUUCCUGCAAGUCCAGUUCAUCAAAGUUUUUAUACCAGCAAAUGUUCCUUCAUGCUAUUGUUCAUCAGAUGCUUUUGGAUUUUGAAAAAUAUUGUGAGGAUUACUAUAAGAAAUAAUUCAUUUUGGAGUGUC
This is a messenger RNA of Rhododendron vialii, 1642 nucleotides long. RefSeq lists its product as uncharacterized. The record is from RefSeq and is a predicted model, not a curated record. Lineage: Eukaryota; Viridiplantae; Streptophyta; Magnoliopsida; Ericales; Ericaceae. Bases 801 to 1301 code for a protein of 166 amino acids. The transcript has 6 exons.